AAAAAAAUCAUUCUGGAUUUUGCACAUGGAGAUGGUGUGUAAAUAAUCUCUUUUGCGCUCCUGAUUUUGUCGCUGCGAGGACAGCAAGAUGAUCUUGGACUUCGGUACCUCAAGGGAAAAAUUCUUCUCAGUGGUUGCGUCCACCGGAUACUCGACACACGGCUGACAAUCCGCCAAUUCCGACGAAAAUGUGGAGCUGACAUAGAGUACCCUUUAAAGCAGCACAAUGAGCUCCGAGAUGAAAGCCAUGAGUUCCAAAAUGCAGCACACAGGAGAGACCUUGGACAGCUGCAAAAGGUUUUUCAGAGGCAUUGCAGAGGCGGCCCGCCAGUUGGAGGAACAGCAGUCGAGGGUGGCAAACAUUUCGCAACUCUUCAGCACAGAACUGGUGGCCAAGAGGGCCAAAAUCGUCGACCAUGCUGCCAAACUGGCCCUCAAAGAGCCGAAAGUGUUUGGCAAGAAAUGCGAAGACGUCUUCUGGAGGAAGAUUUUCUACAGCGCAUAUGUGCGGGCCAAACAGCUAAAAAAAUCAACCAAAAUAGAAACCGAGGAUUCGGCCUUGAUCAGGCACUUGUUGGCCGGAGUUGGAUUCUACCACAGCUUUAUUCUGAAAGUCCAGGCCGAAUAUCAAGUGGACGUUACAGUGGAUUUGGGCAUCACGCCUGGAAUGCAACAACUUUCAACUGAUCAAAUCAAAUAUAAAAAUCAAGAUAGUUGCGGUUUAGAGUGGGCGGUGCAAGCACUGCAGAGGAGUUUGAUUGCUCUUGGAGAUUUGCAUCGUUAUCUGAGCACAAUGUCGCCUACUUGGAGUGGAGUUCAGUCCGCAAGAUUUUAUGUUUUGGCAUCACAAGUGAAUCCUAAAUCAAGCAUGCCAUUUAAUCAAUUGGGAACUUUGGCUUCAGCCCAAGGCAAAAAGUUUGACGCCGCAUACUUCUACCUUCGUUGCCUGGCAAGUGAAUCACCUUUUGAAGGAGCAGAAGCCAAUUUGCGCCAGGCGCUGAAAAGUUCAACAAGUCAGCUGAAGGCUGGUUCCCGAGAGCAAGUCAAAGUGUUCUUGGCUAAAUUUUUGAGUCUGAUUGACGCCUGGUGGUUCAAUGACAAAAUCAAGGACAUCAACGUGAUGUUUGAAGAUUGCAUAAUGGAGUUCAAAGCCAACCUGACUCUUAUCAAGCCAGUCGCCUUGUCAGCCACAGCUGCCGAGUCAAUAGAAAAUUUGUUCAAAGAGGAGUUGGAGACAAGUCACUUCAGCAGCGAACUGCUGGUCAAAAUGAUAGCGAUCUGCUUGAUGACCCACCAUAAGCUGGAAAAGCAACAUCCUCUCCAAGCCUCAUCCAUGGUUGUGUUCAUUCUGAAUAUUCUCAACUGUGUGACCAAAAAAUUGGUCAACUGCUCAGCUCAGGUUGUGGAGAAAAAGCCUCCGGCUAAAAAGAAGCAGAAGGUGAUGCAGAGGAGGAAGAAAAUUGCUGGAAAUUGUUCUGAGGGAUCUGAUGAGAGUGAUGUCGAAUCCAACAACCUGUCGGCUUCAAGUUCGGAAUCUGACAGCGAUUCCGUUGAGUCGGUGGCAAGUUCCAGUGAUGAGGAGGAGGUGGAAAAACAGCCUAUUCUAAAAAAUCAGGACUUACCUGCUCUGGGAUGCAUGAAAAUCUGCUGCGACUGGCUGCAAACAAAUGAGAGCGUGCUUGGAAUCUUCUUCGCUAAUUUCCGGCCCUUGUUUGAUGACUUCGUUGUAUUUUUGAAUGCAGUGGCACAUGACUGCUCUUUGGUGCUAGAGAACAUAAAUAUAAACGGAUCGUUUGAAGAGGUUCUCAAAUCUAUGGAGCCAUAUCCCCUGCCUGAGGACGUUGCUCUUCGAGGUCACGAGGUUGUUGAUCAGUCAUCGAUAAAUUGGUCGCUGUUCAAUUCUUCCCCAUUUAAAAGUGAUAUGUUAAUCAGAAUGAUCAAGUUGGUCAGUUUUGGCAUCUACAUGACAAACUCCACUCUGGUGGGAUUAAAAUUUGAUUCAGAAACAAAGACAUUCUCGUCUGUCGAGAAUUUCAUCGCUCCCAAGGAAAACUCCAAACCUAAAAAACAGCCUCCAAAUAAAGACCAACAGAAGAAACUGAUGCAAAACAUGGGGCAACUGUGGCUUCAGGAAGAAGUUAGAAACCUGGAGAGCAGGGUGAGCAGAAGCCAAGGCAACUGCACGUUUUCCCCUUACAUCGUAGUUGACUCGUCAGCUCUACUCACAAACCUCCACCUAGUCAAACAGCUUGUUCUCGCCAGAAAAUUUGUAGUUGUCAUCCCUAUCACAGUUCUAGAGACUCUUGAUGAUUUGAAAAAGGAGAGUGCUAAAGCAAGGGAAGGGAUUCGCUGGCUGGAGAGCCAGUUUCAAAAGGGAAAUAGAUUUUUGAGAGCUCAAAGAUCAAACGAGGCUCUUAGUAUUCCUCUCAUUAAGUGUCCUAAGAAAAAGGACAAAGAAGCUUGGGUGUUUUUCCAAAUCCUGGAGUGCAGUAAUUAUCUCUGUCAGCAAGUCUCGAGAGAGAACCAGUCGCCAAACACCAACCUGGUGACGUUGCUUUGCGGAAGCCUCGAGUCGAACCAAAAGGAGUUCAGCCCGACAGGUCUGGCAGCCUCAGCAGGAGUAAAACUGGAAACAAUUUCAGAAUUCUACCAAAAGUGGAAAAGUUCCAAGAAAAAUGCUGGGUGAGAUGUAAAGUUCCGACUUAUCUUAUUAGUUUCCAAAGGUUAUAUACUUUUGACAGUGUGUUAAACUUUUCAAUUCAAAACAAUAAAAUACAGUUCAACUUGAGUGUAAAUGGGAA
Neocloeon triangulifer is the source of this 2801-nucleotide messenger RNA. It is a transcript of the gene Smg5, whose product is annotated as nonsense-mediated mRNA decay factor SMG5. Lineage: Eukaryota; Metazoa; Arthropoda; Insecta; Ephemeroptera; Baetidae. The record is from RefSeq and is a predicted model, not a curated record. The transcript is spliced from 14 exons. The coding region runs from base 227 to 2686 and encodes 819 amino acids. Gene Ontology annotation, cellular component: telomerase holoenzyme complex. Gene Ontology annotation, molecular function: telomeric repeat DNA binding; telomerase RNA binding; protein binding. Gene Ontology annotation, biological process: nuclear-transcribed mRNA catabolic process, nonsense-mediated decay.